This is a messenger RNA of Durusdinium trenchii, 1260 nucleotides long. The record is from the annotation of a GenBank genome assembly. NCBI's taxonomy places the organism in Eukaryota, Dinophyceae, Suessiales, Symbiodiniaceae.
AUGAUUGUUUUCAAGGCUCACUUUCUUCUACCACUGUUGCAGCUCUCAGCAGUGGCCGUUCCAGAACGAGGCCUCAAGGUCAGUCACCACUCCGACGGCCUUGUCGUGCGGAGGCUUUCCGAUGAUCCAUUGCACACUCUCCAUACGGUCGAGACGUUGAACAUGGAAGCUUCUCUGGUUGUUCUGGAGUUUGUGCACGUUGCUCGCGGUGGUUACACGUCCAGCAGCUUCAGUAGUUUGCUUACUGCAAUUGAGAUGACGCAGAGUGAUUUAACCACAGGCAACCCAAGCAAGCAUUUGGUAGCGCCACCAAAUGCGGAAACAGCUGCGCAGUUGCAGCACGUUGUAGACACCACAAACUCAAUGCACGCAUUUCUUCGUGGCAACAUCGGUAGUGUUGCCUCUACUUCAACAGCAGUCUUGACCAAUCUCGACACAAGCUACAAAGCAUUGGUCGAGGAGUAUGACCAGUUGAUCGUGCAGUAUCAGGCAUAUGCCAAGAUGGCUGGAAUUGCUGAGAAACAGGUCGAAGCUUAUGCCUAUCGGCUUCUCUCCUAUUCGGUAAGGCUUGCGGUGGAGUGCAGCUUUAUUUUGCUCAACAUCGCAGAGGCCCAACACCUUGAAGAGUUGCAGGGCUUGCAGGUGCUCUUUUCGUCUCUUCUCGAAAGCAUCAUCUGGGGAAAUGUAGUUGCAGAUCUUCCAGAUCUUACCAAUGUUUGCCCGUUGCAAAAAGUCUUGACGGUGUCCAAGAUUUGGUUUGAAUUCGAGACCCAACUGCAACCGGUGCGAAAUCUGGAGACUUCUGUGAGCUCCGAAGGCAUCAUGGAUUCUGUUUGCCAGGCUUCACUGCUCCUUCGAGCCACUAUGCAGGCCUUCAUAGAUCAGCUUGAUCAGCCUGAUUGCAAUCCCUUGCAAGGUAUGGAUGCAGCCCUGUGGAGAAAUGGCAUCCAAGAAGUGAAUCGAUUCCGACAGCUGGUCGCCAAAGCCGCUCGCAUCUACAUGCAGGCCUUGGCCACCAGGGCGAGCGAUAGCAGCCAGGACGAGGAGCUCUUGGGGCUGACGAAGACUAUGUCAGAUGGGCAAGUGGCAAUCGCCAAUGCCUACAAAGGUUCAUAUCUUACGCAUGUACCAGUGGCCCCCACACAAGAGCUGGUGGAGUUGCUCAAGACGGUCUAUGAUGCAUGGCUCGGGUACAAACGCAACUUGGAACGAGUCAUACAGAAGGAGACAAGCAUUUCGCAGGAACAUAUGACCAACUAA